CCGGGCGCAGAGCGCCUCCCGCCCGUCCGGUAACCCCGCUCCGCUGCCCCCCGGUACUCUCCUCCGGGUAGCGCCCGCCGAGCCGCUUCUCCGCCGGGUGGCCAUGGAGUACACGCCGCCCCCCAAGCCGCAGCUCUCCUCCCGAGCCAACGCCUUCUCCAUCGCCGCUCUCAUGUCGAGCGGCAGCUCCAAGGACAAGGAGUCCCCCGAGAGCACCAUCAAACCGCUGGAACAAUUCGUUGAGAAAUCUUCCUGCGCCCAGCCUUUGAGCGACUUAUCCAGUUUGGACCCUCACGGGGAAUUUAGCACCAGUCCUUCGUCCCUGUGCACCGAGCCCCUCAUCCCCACCACCCCCAUCAUUCCCAGCGAGGAGAUGGCCAAAAUCUCCUGCAGCCUGGAGACCAAAGAGCUCUGGGACAAGUUUCACGAGCUGGGUACCGAGAUGAUCAUCACCAAAUCCGGGAGGAGAAUGUUUCCUACGAUCAGGGUUUCCUUCUCGGGAGUGGAUCCUGAAGCCAAGUACAUUGUGUUAAUGGAUAUAGUUCCUGUGGACAAUAAAAGAUACAGAUAUGCCUACCACAGGUCUUCCUGGUUAGUGGCUGGAAAAGCUGACCCUCCGCUCCCUGCAAGGUUGUAUGUGCACCCUGACUCCCCGUUCACCGGAGAACAACUGCUGAAGCAGAUGGUGUCCUUCGAAAAAGUCAAACUCACCAACAACGAGCUGGAUCAGCACGGCCAUAUCAUCUUGAACUCCAUGCACAAGUACCAGCCAAGGGUCCACAUUAUUAAGAAGAAGGAUCACACGGCCUCUUUGCUAAAUCUGAAAUCUGAAGAGUUCAGGACAUUUAUCUUUCCAGAAACAGUUUUUACUGCUGUUACCGCCUACCAGAAUCAAUUGAUAACCAAGUUGAAAAUUGACAGCAACCCUUUUGCUAAAGGAUUCCGGGACUCUUCCAGACUCACUGAUAUCGAGAGAGAAAGUGUGGAGAGCCUUAUACAAAAGCAUUCCUAUGCCCGAUCCCCCAUUCGAACCUAUGGAGGAGAAGAUGACCUCGGAGAUGACAACCAGGCAACACAAAGCAGAGGGUCAGCCUUUACAACAUCUGACAACCUGUCCCUCAGUUCCUGGGUAUCCUCCUCAACCAGUUUUCCUGGGUUUCAGCAUCCGCAGUCUUUGAGUGCCCUGGGUACCAGCACUGCAUCCAUAGCGACACCCAUUCCUCAUCCAAUCCAAGGAUCUCUGCCUCCGUACAGCCGCCUGGGAAUGCCUCUUACACCCUCUGCUAUAGCCAGCUCCAUGCAAGGUAGUGGCCCCACUUUCCCUUCUUUCCAUAUGCCUAGGUACCACCAUUAUUUUCAGCAGGGUCCUUACGCAGCUAUCCAGGGACUGCGUCACUCCUCCGCAGUGAUGACGCCGUUUGUAUGAGUGAUGCAAGACAAGAGAAACACGAGAUUUUAAAUGUGCAAGUUUGGUAUGAAAAAUACAAGGGACCUUCCUGAAAGGCCUGUGGCAGGAGUGCUGAACUCGUUACAAACCAGCUAAGAAAAUGCAUUGUGGAUAUAGAUUCCUCCAUUGAGGGAUCACAAGAAGAGAGCAUGCAGUUUGGAGCUGCUCACAGAUCUAUGUGUAACACAGCUGAAAUGGAUCCCAAAGUUCCCAGGAUUUUUGGUCGUGUGCAGCUUGUUCCAAAGGUGCAUUAUACCUAGCGGAAAGAGAUUAUGUUUAUGCGGCAGUGUACAAAUUAAUUGUGUAUAGGUCUUUUUUCAUAUGCUAGAAGAAUUCUGAAAAAGGCAAUACUUUUACUCAUCUUCAUCUCUUCUUGUGACUGAUGAGCAUCUAAACAGAAAAAUGUAUUGCUAUAACUUUGAGCAUGUUUUAGGCUAUCUCAGCACACGUUUGCUGGGAACAGGACAAAGUGGAGAAGGCCACUGUCCUUUUUAAAAGACUGGCUUAUAUUCAAGAAAAGCAGUAUUUCUUAGUUGCUCCUAUAAUCCCAAAGAGAAAACUAUUAAUAAGUCUGUCUGUCUUUGUUUCUUUCACAAAACACUUAUCAGUUCCAAAAAAGAACUGUGUUACAGGACUGUAGCAGUAAUGAAGUAUUCUGUCCUUCAGUCUAAAGUUUGUACUAUAUCCUAGGAAGAGCAAUUCAACUGUCUAUUAAGGUAUGAUGAAGGAAAAUGUUAAUUUGGGAAAAUCUGUUACUAAAACUUAAAAACCCAAGAUAUCAAAUCUUUAAAUCAACGCUUGUUUGCUGCUCUGCUUGCCACCGAAGACCUGUUUCUAGCUGCAAAUGCGUAUCAAGUUAACCAAAUUUCAGGCUAGACCAGUCUAUAGACUGUCUAGAUCAAUCUAUAACCAAUGGACUGGUGUAAGAUGAGUGGCAUUGGAGUAUCCUUCUACUUGUUCUGAUUUUCUUGGGUUUGGUCAUGGCUGUUUUUAUACAAGCUCUUUGGCCAGGAAAAUGAGGGUUGUACUGUCUGUUUUUCCAUGUCCCAGUAGAAUGGUGGCGUUUCCUUGGGAAAAUAUCAGUGCAGAACUUCACAUUUGAUUUUUUUAAUUCCUAUCUGCCUUUUUUCAGUUAGUAAUUGGGGUUCUCAUUUAAAGUACUGUCCACUUUUUCUAGUAUGUUAUGUCUGAUGAUGCAACAGAGGAACUGUAGAGGUGUAAGAAAAAAAAUGACCUCUCUGCAGAGAGCUAGCAUGAAUCCUUUGCACUGCUGAAAAGAGUACCGGUGCGACGCUGGUUUUCUGUGUGGCGGGAGCUGGGGUUUCACUGUAAAUAAUAAGUCAACACAGAGUUUCUGUGUAGAGCUGCAUCCAAGUUACAGAUGAUAAUACAUCUACUGAUAAAAAAGAACUAUCAAUCCAAUCUCAUAUAUUAAAGAUCUGUGUAGAGCUGGAACACAGAAUGGAAAGCAAACUUUUCUGGCACUGUUCUCCUCUACUUUUGACCAGUGUGUGUUGGUAUCAUACGGUAAGAAGUGGAGUGCAGUACAUUGAGUCACCUACCUCCCAUCUCUGUGAAGUGCAAGGCACGUCACUUGCCUUUUUUUUGUCCCAUUGCCUUGUCUUGCAUGCCCCAUCACACAGAGCUAUGACAACCUCCCAGGCUUUUCCCAGCUUUACUGUAGGCCAGUACUUGCAUCCUACAGAUAAGGGCCGUCGUUAUGUAUUUCCCAGCAGCUGAAUCUAAAAUCUUGUCAAACUGGCCAUUUCAGUCACCUCAGCUGUCUGCAGUAUCAUCCUAAUUUCCCUUUAUUCACUGUUGGACCUGCUGAUAAAAAAAUGACCUGAGGCAAUUUGCAAAUUUGUGCUCUGCAUGUGAAUGAAAACAAACUUUUAUUUACAGUUUCUGGGUUCAGAGCUACUACAAGGAGUUCCAUAAAUGAAUAUAAUAGGCCAAGCUCUGCAGUAUUUAAAUGGCUUAGAAUCAGAUAUUGAAUUUGGCUUGAUGUAUCCAAACAUUAGAUUUUGCUCCAGGCUAUCAGAUUCACCUGAAAAGCGCAUGUUGCAAAGUUGUGUCUGCUUAUGACCCGUUUUGAUAUAAAUCCCCUAUUUUUCAGGAAAUUAGAUGAUACUGACCCCACAACAGCAUAACUCUUCAAGUGUAUCUAUGAUUCCACAGAAACGAGAAUUUCAGGGGAGAUUUGAAAGAAAAUUUUAAUCCCUCUCCUUCAGUUGCUUGACUUCUGUUAGAGUUGUACGAAGGCCCUAUGAUGACAUGCACUAAAGCCUGUGGGGAAUUUCUGUUUCUUUUAUCUGUUUCUUUCUGCAGCUCCAUUAACUUAUCUGCAGUUGCAGGGGAUACAGUUAGGUUCAGAAUUCAAGGCAGUAAUUUUAAUGCUGAUACUCUCAUCAGGAAAUAGUCAAGUAAGUAGGUAGCUUUUACACGACUCCAGAAAUAAGUUUGGAACAGGUAGGCUGAUUUAGGCAUGCUUUACAAGUCAUGUAAAGCCUACUCAUACAUUGACCUGUCCUUCCUCUGUGAAGCAAAUUCAGAGAAAUAAACUGUACAAUCUCUUUAGCCCUGUCCCAGUCCCUGUUCUGAAAACACCAAUAUUUGGCGUGCAGAAAUGCCCCUGAUUCUGUUUCAGAGAAAAUUCUCCAGGCUCUUCCUGGAGAAUGAAACUGGAUUUUGACAA
Grus americana (Whooping crane) is the source of this 4142-nucleotide messenger RNA. It is a transcript of the gene TBX20, whose product is annotated as T-box transcription factor 20. The transcript has 8 exons. The record is from RefSeq and is a predicted model, not a curated record. Gene Ontology annotation, cellular component: nucleus. Gene Ontology annotation, molecular function: DNA-binding transcription factor activity, RNA polymerase II-specific; RNA polymerase II cis-regulatory region sequence-specific DNA binding. Bases 104 to 1426 code for a protein of 440 amino acids. Lineage: Eukaryota; Metazoa; Chordata; Aves; Gruiformes; Gruidae. Gene Ontology annotation, biological process: cell fate specification; vasculogenesis; heart looping.